UGUAUCCCUACAUACAGUCCCUUGCAUCUUAUUAUUAAGAAAGUUGAUUGCUUCAAGUUUAAACAAAGUUUCUCUUUUUUAGUUGAAUACAUCCAAUGGAGUCCUAAACAUAUUCGUACUCGAAACUCCACACAGUUAUGACUCCUGUGCUCCAGCUGCUCCUACAUCACUAACAUCAAUUUUUCUAGGUCAGCCAUAUCUGAUCAAAUUAUUUUCAUCUCUCUGCUCCCAACUUGUGGAUGAUAAAGCGCAAAAUUUUUCGCAUGUCUGAUCGCGCAAGUUGGGGAAAAGAGGAAUCUUCCGGCGGAGAAAUAGACGAGCUCAUACCGCGAAAGAUAGGGCAUCCUGAUCACCACCGGGACGACGACGACGACGAAGACGAAGACGACGGAGUACAACACGAGAGGCAGGAACAGACCCGACUUCCACAGAUUUCAGAGCAUCGGAGGAAAGAAGACGAGGAGGAGGACAAGAAGCAAGAGAGAUUCCCCGGAAAUAGAACGAAGAUCCGAUCGAAAGUUAAUAAGAUAGUACUCUUGCCCCUCAGGCAAUUCAACAAACACCGUGAGCACGAGAAGAAGAAGGCUGCAAACAGGCGUAAUAUUAGCGCUCCUUUUCCUUAUGAUGGGGAGGAUUUCGGAGAUCUCACGUUGUAUCACUCAGAAAUUUUCAUCAUCCCACAAAAGUCUGCUGUGAUAUCAGACAUCAUUUCAAUUUAGAAAAUAUUACACGGGGCAUUGUUCAAAAAAGCGUUGAUGAAAACAAUGAGAGUAGAGACUGAAGAAGCAUUAGGGAAUAACAAGGCAUAUGAAAAGAAUUAAUAGAUGUCAACUUUCACUUGUAUUUGCAACAAUUAGGCAUUCAAAUGCAUUUCUUCAUGGCGAUCUAAAGAUGAAAAGGUGCACGAAUAUUCGUUCGACUUUGGAGGGGGAUUUGGAAUCAAUAGGUUCCAAAACGUAAGAAAGUGUUGCAUGGUCUCAAUCAAUUAUUCAGUGCUUGAUUCAGGCAUUUGCCAACAAGAAUAACAGUCACAAGAUAUAAAUAAAGUCAAUAUGCUGACAUCUUAUGAAUUAAGCACUUAGAUACAAGGAGAGUAAUGGCUUUAUUUGUGUAUGUUGUUGAUAUGUUCA
Molecule: messenger RNA, 1130 nt
Organism: Phalaenopsis equestris
Lineage: Eukaryota; Viridiplantae; Streptophyta; Magnoliopsida; Asparagales; Orchidaceae
Exons: 2
Coding region: 240-719 (159 amino acids)
Source: RefSeq, a predicted model, not a curated record